CAGGUUCUGCACCAACUGAAGAGGCUGGGCAAAAUCUGGCAGGAUGUCCUCCCGGUGAAUAUCUACUGCCGGGCCAUGGGGACCCUGCUGAACACCGCCCUGGUGGAAAUCAUUAGCCGGGUCCUUGCUCUGGAGGACAUCUCCGCCGAGAACGCCGACCGGCUGCAUGCCCUGUGCCAGACCGUGGUGGACGAGGGGCCCCGGGUCUUCGUGCCCCUGCCGGAGGAGAAGGAGAACCGGCCCUUCCAGGAGGAGGUGCCAGUCUACGUGCCCAAGUGGAUGAUGUUCCAGGAGCUCAUGUUGCUCCUGCAGGCCAGUCUGCAAGAGAUCGUGGACAGGUGGGCGGGCAGCAAAGGGCCCCUGGCUGCCGAGUUCUCCCCCAGCGAAGUGAAGAACCUCAUCCGGGCCUUGUUCCAGAACACGGAGCGGAGGGCGGCUGCCUUGGCCAGCAUCAAGUAGCGUUUGCACCUGGGGAAGAGCGUCCUGGCUGCGCUCCCUGCAGCUGAGGCUGCCCCCUCCCCAGUCUCCCCUUUGUGGAGUUCUGGCUGGGCCUGAGGUCUUAUUUUGAAGCCCAUCGAGUUCCACAAAUGGCCCCCAUCUGUGGACUUCAGAAAACGACUUUCCCAGCAGAACCUGUGAUCAGCCGACUGGGCCACCUUCCCAAAGAAGAUCCCAGAUCUUGGACAUGGCCCUGCUUUCUCCGUUCGGCCGAGCCCACAUGGCUUGCGGGAGCUCUGGGCAGCUCAAGCGCCGGAUGAGAAGAAAGGGCCUCUAUGCAGCUUCUUUCCAAGGGAGCCCUCCUUACACGCACCUUAUCGCUUAUCUUUUGCAAGGGGGGCUGCUAAAGCACACCGGACUUGAAGGGGGGAGGGGGGGAGGGAGGGAAACCAACCUUCCAGCCGAAGCCUUUCAAGGCUCUUAAAGUGCCAAAGCGGCCUUCAUUUUACCGGCUCUUACUCUUCCUUUACUCUGCGGUGGUGGGGAAGGGAGUGAGAUUGUGGAUUUAAAAGAAGGGAAAAUGGGAUGGGGUUGGUUCAAGGGUGGAAUCCAGCCGGUUCUGACAGGUUUUGGAGAACCGGGAGCGGAAAUUUUGAGUAGUU
Thamnophis sirtalis is the source of this 1100-nucleotide messenger RNA. The record is from RefSeq and is a predicted model, not a curated record. Lineage: Eukaryota; Metazoa; Chordata; Lepidosauria; Squamata; Natricidae.